Messenger RNA from Cantharellus anzutake, 2250 nucleotides. RefSeq names its product glycosyltransferase family 2 protein. Bases 1 to 2250 code for a protein of 749 amino acids. Gene Ontology annotation, cellular component: cell periphery; cell septum. The record is from RefSeq and is a predicted model, not a curated record. The transcript has 25 exons. Gene Ontology annotation, molecular function: chitin synthase activity. Lineage: Eukaryota; Fungi; Basidiomycota; Agaricomycetes; Cantharellales; Hydnaceae.
AUGGGGCAAGCCCUGCAUAUGGCUACAACGAUGACGGACCGCCGAUUCCACCACCUCCAGGGGGGUAUGGAAGCCGAGGUGGGGGCAGAAAAUUACAUCCAUUAUGGGAGAAUCCCCCAGCGCAUUCCCAGGAGAUUUAAAACGACGAAACGGGUGCAGCUUUACAAUGGAAACCUUGUUUUGGAUUGCCCUGUUCCUCCUAAACUUCUUGAACUAUGUCCACUCAAGAAUGAGAGGGAGUUCACCCACAUGCGGUAUACUGCGGCAACAUGCGACCCCGAUAACUUUCGAGAUGAGGGAUAUGCAUUGCGGCAAGUUCUCUAUGACCCGCCUCGUAAAACAGAACUUUUCAUUGUCAUGACCAUGUACAAUGAAGAUGACGAACUUUUUGCACGAACUAUGCAUGGUGUUAUGAAGAACAUUCAACAUCUUACUACCCGCACCCGAUCAAGAAUCUGGGGUGCUGAGGGAUGGAAGAAAGUCGUUGUGUGCAUUGUUUCGGACGGACGCUCGAAGAUCAACUCGAGAACGCUUUCUGCUAUUGCUUCCUUGGGAGCUUACCAGGAUGGAGUUGCGAAGAAUAUUGUCGGAGACAAGCCUGUCACGGCUCAUAUCUACGAAUACACGACCCAACUUGCGAUUACGGCGAAAAAACGGAUUCAGGGUGCUGAACGAGGCGCAGUUCCAGUUCAGAUUCUCUUCUGUUUGAAGGAAAAGAAUGAGAAAAAAAUCAAUUCCCACCGGUGGUUCUUCAACGCUUUUGGUCGGGUUUUGGACCCCAACGUUUGCGUUCUACUAGAUGUGGGAACUCAACCAGGAAAUACAUCCAUCUACCAUCUCUGGAAGGCAUUUGAUCUUAAUUCAAACGUUGGUGGAGCGUGUGGCGAGAUUGUUGCUAUGAAGGGAAACUGGGGUUUGGAUUUGUUAAAGAAUCCUCUAGUCGCUGCUCAGAACUUCGAAUAUAAGAUAUUUGGUUACAUUACCGUGCUUCCUGGAGCUUUCAGUGCAUACAGGUACGUUGCUCUUCAGAACGACGCGAUAGGAGAAGGGCCUCUUCAGAAGUAUUUCCUGGGGGAGAAGCUGCACGGUGCUGGCGCCGAUAUCUUCACUUCUAACAUGUAUCUUGCUGAGGAUCGGAUUCUCUGCUGGGAACUCGUGUCGAAGCGUGGCGGUUCUUGGAUCCUCCAUUACGUCAAGUCAGCAUAUGCAGAAACUGAUGUACCUGAUCAAGUCCCCGAACUUAUCAGUCAGCGUCGUCGAUGGCUGAAUGGUUCAUUCUUCGCUGCUAUUCACGCUACUCUCAAAUUUGGUUACAUCUACCGAAGUUCCCAUACGUUCUGGCGCAAAUUUGCGAUACAUGUCGAAAUGGUGUAUCAAACAUUUAAUUUGAUGUUUUCAUGGUUUGCUCUGGCAAACUUUUACAUUGCUUUUAUUAUCCUUACCAAAGCCAUGGAAGAUCCCUCAUUCAAUUUGAAGCAUAUUGAUAUCUUUAACAACGUAUUGCAAUAUAUCUAUCUGGGCCUUGUUGUCAUGUGUUUCCUCCUCUCUAUGGGAAAUCGACCUCAAGGUUCAAAGUGGGGUUAUACAACAGCAAUGAUUGGCUUUGCACUUAUCACGGUCUACAUGACUUUUGCGGCUUUCUUCCUUGCGUUCAAGGGUAUCCAAGCUAUUGAAGGAGGAUCAAAAGGGAAAUCCCUCUGGAGCAGUUCUAUUUUCAGGAACAUCGUUGUCUCCUUGCUGGCGACAACUGGUCUUUACCUAAUUGCGUCAUUUUUGUUCUUCGAGCCUUGGCAUAUGAUUACAUCCUUUAUCCAAUAUAUCCUCAUGGCACCUUCUUAUAUCAAUGUACUCAAUGUUUACGCUGGUGAUAAUGCACCUGUGAAGACAGAUCUUGGGGUUGUUGCCAAGCCAAAGGAUAACAAUGUGGAUGUGGUUGUUCCAACUGAAGAAAAAGAUUUGAAUGCCGCUUACGAGGAUGCCCUUGCCGUACUUGAGAGCAAACCCCCACCUGCUGAGGUCAAAGUGGACGCUGGUCUGCAAGAACAGGAUUACUACAAGCAGGUUUUGCUGGCUUGGACUCUUUCGAACGUAAGUCCUGAAGAUCCUUCAUUCCCGCAUGCGACAACGAAGGGCAGCAAGGCUGUUUCUGGGUAUAUGGCCUUCUUGCUUUUCUCAGUGGCAGGACUUGCCUUCUUCCGUUUUUGCGGAUCAACUGCGUACCUUGUUGUUAGGUUAUUUGCAGGAGAGUGA